This is a messenger RNA of Ruditapes philippinarum (Manila clam), 1900 nucleotides long. RefSeq names its product medium-chain acyl-CoA ligase ACSF2, mitochondrial-like. The coding region runs from base 114 to 1850 and encodes 578 amino acids. NCBI's taxonomy places the organism in Eukaryota, Metazoa, Mollusca, Bivalvia, Venerida, Veneridae. The record is from RefSeq and is a predicted model, not a curated record. The transcript is spliced from 18 exons.
UCCAGCUCGUACAAAUAAGACAGUGACAAGCUUAUUUGAACGACCUUUAAAACAGACAAUAUUCGUUCUAUUCUUCAUUUAUAUUGCAUGAAUGAAAUAAAGGGAUAUAAAUAAUGCAGAAGCAAGAUCUUCAUAUGAGGGAUUGCCUACCUUCAUCGGUCCCACUGAAAAACAGUUAUUACCAUGGAACGUGCACGGAACCUUUGUCUGGUAACACUAUUGGUGACGUACUUGAGGACGCAGCAAAACAAAACCCAGAUCACGUGGUGUUUCGCACGCAUGAAUAUCAGGAGCAAAUUACUAUUUCAGAUUUAAAACUUAGGGCAGAUGAGGUGUCAAAAGCAUUAGUCGCAUCAGGACUACAGCGAGGAGAUAUAGUAUUUUUGGUUGGUGUAACGGAUAUUGAAUACUUUGUGUUGUAUUAUGGUAUUACACAAAUUGGCCUCAGUUUUCACUUUCCACAAUUAAGUGAGCCAAUAGAAAUGGAUACGGCUACAUAUUGCAAGCAUAAUCCUGCAUUGAUAUUUGUUGGAAGAGAUCAUCCAUCCGCAACUAUUCCAGUAAUAGAUGAGUAUCAACAAAAUCAUAAAGUUCAGGGAAGAGUACCAGUUCCUGUAAUAUUAGUAAAUACAUCGAUACAAAACAGUAACUUCACAGAUUACAAAAGUUUUCUUCAACAUGGGGAUACCAUCAAUAAAGAUGAAUUUCUGGCAAGAAGUAAACAGGUUUCUAUAGAUGAUAUAGCAGUACUUUUUGACUCAAGCGGGACAACUUCUGGAAAAAGCAAAACAGCAUGUGUUUCCCAUCAUACAUUGGUCAAUGCUGCCAAAUUUUCACGCCGUGCUUAUACUAGCACCGCUCCUAGUGUGAUUGGUGUCCUGAACCCAACAAUAGAUGACGCCGGAUGUACUCUACAGGUGACUUGCACCGUUUAUCAUAGAGCUGUAUGUGUAAUGGGACCAACAUCGAUGACACCUACCGUUGACGCAGUGGAAGUGUUUAUGGCAUUUAUUGACAAAGAAAAAAUAACUUGGUAUAAUGGGCUGCCAUUUGAGCUCAUCCAUGCAAUGAAUUCUCCAAAAAGAAGCAACUACGACCUUUCUUCAUUAAGAGGAGGAAAUCUUUUAGGACAAGUUACAAGGUCUGACACUAAAAAGAAGCUUUUACAGUUUUUCAAAGACUCAGUGACUUUAUUUGGGUCAACAGAGGCGUUUUCAGGAUUAAGUACAUCACCCGUGCACUCUAGUUUAGAACAACGUAUAAACACCGUUGGUUACGGAUAUCCCCAUACUGAGAUUAAGCUUGUAGAUAGUAAUAAUGUAGUGGUACCUAUAGGGGAGCAAGGUGAGCUUUGUGUAAGAGGAUGGACGGUAUUUAAACAAUAUCUUCAUGAUGAGGAGUUAACAGCCCGUGCUAAAGACAUCACCAAAAACGGGUGGUAUCAUUACGGAGAUAUUUGUACAAUGGAUGAGACUGGUCACGUGACCUAUAUUGGUAGAAAGGCAGAUUGUGUGCGCUACAAACAUUUCUCAGAUGUCGUGUAUCCGGUACAGAUACUGAGUGUCAUAGAGACGAACAAAAAAGUACAAAAUGCAAAAGUAAUAGGAAUACAAAGCGAUGAAAAGGGAGACGAUAUUUGCCUUUGUGUAGAACCAAAACCAAACUGCACUGUUACAGAAACUGAAUUAAAAGAUUCGCUCAAAGAAAAGCUUAUAGCAAGUCUGUUACCUGAUCAUUACUUUAUCUUCGAGGAAUUUCCAAGAAUAGGUGCUAGAAAAAAGAUUGCUUUAAAUGGGUUAAAAGAUAUUGUAGAGUCGAAGCUGACUGAGGAGAGGCGAAUAAGCAAAUAGAUAUACAAAAUAUAAAUGCAUUGUCAAACAAGUGAAUAGAAAUAUAUCAA